Molecule: messenger RNA, 2550 nt
Organism: Purpureocillium lilacinum
Lineage: Eukaryota; Fungi; Ascomycota; Sordariomycetes; Hypocreales; Ophiocordycipitaceae
Biological process (GO): protein deubiquitination
Cellular component (GO): cytosol; nucleus
Molecular function (GO): cysteine-type deubiquitinase activity
Source: RefSeq, a predicted model, not a curated record
AUGGGCGGUGGCCCCGGAGGCAACCCUCGAAGGAGGCAGCCUCAGUACAUGCCGCAGUAUCAGCAGCAGCACAUGGGUCCCGUGUAUCCCACCUAUAUGCCGCCGUAUGGCCCGCCGCAAGGAUACUAUGGGAUGCCGCCUCAGUUUCAAAACGGGGGCAUGCCUUCGCCAGGAUACAUGCCGUAUCAGGGCUAUCCCGCAAGGUCGCCACCAAGCAUGCAUCAAUAUGUACCCAUGGUUGGCGUCAGCGUACCCCCAAACUAUCCUCGCCCUUCUCAACAACAGUCGCCCAGCCUGUCCACCGCAUACCAACCUCCGCCGGCACCGGCGCCGAUCCCGCCGCAAACUCCAUCAUCCACACAUUCUUCGCAGAUGCUUCCGCCUCCAACUCCCCCUACGCCGCAGCAUAUAGAGCAAGUCGCGGCACCGCCUCCACCUCUGCCAGUGCACAAGCUCGAGAGUUCGCCCGCAGUAGAGCGUCAGGCUUUCCGACCUCCUCUCCCAUGGCUGUCACGGCCGGAUGCCGAAUUUCCUUCCCGAACUCCCCGGUCUCGGCGACGGAGAAAGCCGCUGAAUGCUGAUAGCGCCGCAGUCUCGCUGCCUGCUGACCAGCAGCAGAGUGCCGCUGUCGACGAUCUGAAGGUACCUACACAGGCUGUGAAGGCGGCGCCAGCGCAGGCAACGAGCACCGACGUGCCAUCAAAGCACACAUCCGACGUCAAGGCUACAUCAUCCGACACCGCCGCAGCCGCGAAGUCGCCAGUCUCGACAACUACUCGUCCUUUUACGUCAGCAGCCCCAGUGGUGCCAGCUCUGCCGCGACCGACGUCCAAGUCGUCCAGUCUCGACGGGAAGACGCAAGAUCUCGACAAGCAGUCCACUGGCGACAAUGUUGAGCACAGCACCAACGGUACUGCUCCGGAGCCCAACCACGUGGCAGACACUGGCAAUGCGCCUACUUCACCUGCCAGUCCCCAGGCCAAGGCCGCCCCUACCAGCUGGGCCAAACUUUUCGCUCAGUCGGCUCAUAAAGGUAGCUCGGCGUCACCCGCAGUCAACGGGACAUCAUCCGCUGCUAAUGGCGGCGAGUCUGAGGCGCCUGGAGCGGUCCCGGGUUCAACUUUCUCCAAGUCUAAUGCCAGCUCUCUCGCCGAGGCGAUACGCGCGUAUCGCGUCGACAAUGGCGACAACAUUUCCUUUCUAGAGCCGCGUGGCCUCAUCAACACCGGCAACAUGUGUUAUAUGAACUCGGUUCUUCAGGUUCUUAUGUUCUGCGUUCCAUUCUACGACUUUCUAGGUCAAGUCAGCAAGAGAGCUGUCCACAGUUUCAAGAGUGACACACCACUCGUCGAUGCGAUGAUCAUGUUCAUGCAUGAGUUCAAGACUCUUGCGUCGGCUUCGUCUCCCAAACAGCUUGGGCGUACGUUGAAGCCCGAAGACUUUGAAAAGUAUGGCGAGCCUUUCACUCCCGAGUUCGUGUAUGAAGCUAUAAGACAGCUUUCACGAUUUGCGAGCAUGAGGCGUGGCCACCAACAGGAUGCGGAGGAGUUCCUCGGCUUCCUUCUCCAAUCUCUAGACGACGAGUGCACCCAUGUCAUGUCCAGCUCACAAGCCAAUGACUCAGAGACAGCGUCCGUCGAUCUGACGGCAAGCCAGAGCUCCGCGGAUCCAUCAGGCGACUGGCUCGAAGUUGGUCGCAAGCAGCGUGCCGCCGUCACGCGCUCAUCAGGUUCUAACUCGUCUACGCCAAUCACCAAGAUCUUCGGUGGACUCCUUCGAUCAGAAUUCCGCGUGCCAGGGCUCAAGGAUUCCAUCACGACUGAGCCUUACCAGCCUCUCCAGCUUGACAUCGGGUCUCCGGACGUUCGCAACGUCGUUGACGCUCUUCGCGGCCUGACACGGCCUGAGCGCCUGCAGGGCGACUUCAACUCACCCCGUGGCAAGGAUGUCAUUGCUACGAAGCAGGUAUUCAUCGAAUCGCUGCCGCCAGUGCUCAUCUUACAUCUCAAGCGCUUCCAGUUUGACGCGGAAGGCCACGGUACCAUCAAGAUCUGGAAGAAGGUCGGCUACCCCCUGGAGCUUGAGAUCCCACGGGAGGCUUUGUCCAGGCAGAAACGCCAGACCAUGGGCGAUGGCGCGAUGCCCAAGUACAAGCUGAUCAGCGUCGUGUACCAUCACGGUAAGAAUGCAAGCGGUGGCCACUACACCGUGGACGUUCGCAGGCAGGAUGGCCAAGAAUGGAUUCGCAUGGAUGACACGGUUCUCCGCCGCGUGCGCAGCGACGACGUGGCCGAAGGAGGUUCGGAAGAGGAGGUCAAAGAGCCUCGCAAGGAUAACGCAUCGGCUGGCACAUCUAACAGGUUCGGUGCCAUGAACGACGAGGACACCGGCGACGAUGACGGCUGGAAGCAGGUCACAGCUUCGGCCGGUGGCAACAAGCGUUGGAGCAACGUUGUCAACGGCACAAACGGAACGGCUAAAGAGAAGCAAGUCAAGGAGAGCAUCAAGGACAACAAGGUCGCUUACCUGCUGUUCUACCAGCGCAUGUAA